This is a messenger RNA of Raphanus sativus (radish), 1323 nucleotides long. RefSeq names its product NAC domain-containing protein 60. Gene Ontology annotation, biological process: regulation of DNA-templated transcription. Bases 79 to 1173 code for a protein of 364 amino acids. The record is from RefSeq and is a predicted model, not a curated record. The transcript is spliced from 4 exons. Gene Ontology annotation, molecular function: DNA binding. Lineage: Eukaryota; Viridiplantae; Streptophyta; Magnoliopsida; Brassicales; Brassicaceae.
GAAACAGAAGCACUUGAUCAUCGCCUUCAUUAAAAGCUGAUCCAAUUCCCGAGGCAGAAGAAUCUUAUUUGCUUCUCUAUGUACACCACUGGCUUUUCCAUUUCCGAGAAGCUAAAAACACCUUUUGAUCUUCUCUCAAUUAUUUGUAUAGAUAUGGCGGCGGUUUCUAGGGAUACAACGGUGUCAGUUGCGGUUUCGACGGUGUUUCCUGGUUUCAAAUUCUCACCGACGGACAUCGAGCUUAUAUCUUAUUACUUGAAACGGAAGAUGGAUGGCUUGGAGAGGUCCGUUGAGAUUAUCCCUGAGCUGGAUAUUUACAACUUCGAGCCUUGGGACUUGCCUGAUAAAUCAAUCGUUAAAUCGGACAGUGAAUGGUUCUUUUUCUGUGCUCGUGGUAAGAAGUAUCCACACGGUUCACAGAACAGAAGAGCAACCAAGAUCGGAUACUGGAAAGCCACUGGCAAAGAACGUAACGUCAAGUCUGGUUCUGAGGUCAUUGGAACAAAGAGGACGCUUGUCUUCCACAUUGGUCGUGCCCCAAAAGGAGGAAGAACGGAAUGGAUUAUGCAUGAGUACUGCAUGAUUGGAGUAUCACUAAAUGCGCUGGUUAUUUGCCGGCUUAGGAGGAAUACAGAAUUUCAAGGAGCUACGAGUCAAAAGCCCCCACCACAGCCACAGCCACAGCCAAGUUUAUCACUUGACAAGAACACAAACUUGCAGAACCGAACUGUUUCUGGUUGGGAAAAUAUAGUUGAUUAUUACUUAUCAGGUGAAUCAGGGCAUGAACUACUCAGUGAAAUAGCAGAAUCCUCGCAAUCUUCACAUAAUCCACAGGUUCCUAGUGAAGAAGAUUUGUAUGCCGAUAUCCUGAGGGAUGACAUAGUGAAGCUAGAUGAUCCGGCAGACUCCGGUAAUACACUGAUCGAUGUCCCCAGGCUUCAAUCAGAGUCCACAACGACCAGAGUACUGCCUUUACCCAGCAUGGUAGACAAACAAAUGCAAUCACUGCUACAGAGACUGCCAUUACAGAAUGACAUUGGUGAAGAAAACAACAUAUCAAUGUCCGGUUGCUUUAUUGGUAUUUACUCGAUUAAGUCCAUAAACCGAGCGAGAUGGGAUGUUAUUACUUGGGUGCUGGUUAUGAUAGCCGUGUUGGUGUUUUAUCUGGUGUGACGUUGAAGAGGCAUCAUCUUCGUGGGCAUAUGGCUGUGUUUAUGUCUUUAAUGUUGAGUGCAUACAGUUCACAUCAUCAUUCUCAAUACUAUAAAUGUAUGUAUGUACUGUAGCCAUCUAUGCGUACUAAGUAAAUUAAAUUGUAGUUUA